UGCGCAUGCGCAAACAUGCACGCACGGUUCAAAACAAUAGUCUCUUGAAUGUGUGAGAUUUGUUAUUAUACAUCAUAAACAGCAGACGUACGCUCUUAUUGAACGCCACACGCAUCAAACCACAACAUUUUCCUCUCAGGAGGCUGAGAUAUAAAGCGGACCCGUGCUGGAGCGGCGUUAAGAAGACCCCUGUUUUGUUGACGAUGUGCAGGCUGAGUGUGGGAUGGACACGUACCCGGCCGUGAGAGACGACCCGUCGGAUGCCGCCAGGCAGCAGGAGAGACACUAUUACCUGCUGUCAGAGCUGCAGACGCUCGUGAAGGACCUGCCCAGCUCGUUCCAGCAGCGUCUGUCCUACACCACUCUCAGUGAUCUGGCCCAAGCGCUCAUCGACGGGACGGUGUACGAAAUAGUGCAAGGACUGCUGGACAUUCAGCACCUGACGGAGAAGAACCUCUACAACCAGAGACAGAAACUACACAGCGAGCACAGAGCUCUCAAGCAGGAUUUGGUUCGGAAGCACAAGCAGGCUCUGCAGAUGUGCAAGUCUCACAAUCUGUCCGUUGUGAAAAGCAACCAGAGAGCGGAGACUGAGGCUCUUGAUCAGCGGGUGAGAGAAGAGCAGAGGAUGAUGGAUUUGGUGAAGGUGGUGGCUGAGAUGGAUCAGAAGGUUCUGGAUCAGCAGAACACUCUGGAGAAAGCAGGCGUGCCGGGUUUCUACAUCACCUCCAACCCUCAGGAGGUGAUGAUGCAGAUGAAUCUUCUGGAGCUGAUCCUGAAGCUGCAGCAGAAAGAGACGGUGUCUGGAUCUCUUCCCUGACCGGCGUGGAUGAGCUCAGGAAGCGUUCUUAAGAGAACGGUCUUUUAGUUGAUGACGUGACGACCGCCCGCCGCUUUUGUUUCACGUUAAAUGUUGUUUUGUAAAUAAAUGCCUUGUUCACGUUCAUGCGUUGUCACGCCAAGAAACUAUAUUUGUUUAUUCUUCAAACGUUUGUAAAAAUACUGACUUGAUUUGCAUCAUUAAAUAUCACAAAAACUCAC
This is a messenger RNA of Puntigrus tetrazona (Sumatra barb), 1041 nucleotides long. RefSeq names its product protein DGCR6-like. The transcript is spliced from 6 exons. The record is from RefSeq and is a predicted model, not a curated record. Lineage: Eukaryota; Metazoa; Chordata; Actinopteri; Cypriniformes; Cyprinidae. The coding region runs from base 224 to 820 and encodes 198 amino acids.